AUGGACGGCGAAGUUAUCGUAAUACCUCAGCGCCCUGGGUGCAUUGCAAUUGGCCUGACUGGAGAGAUCUGUAAGAUGGACGAGUCCUAUGUUGUCAAACAUCCCAAAGCGGUCCCUGGACAUCCCGCAUACAACGACCUACGGCUAGAAUUCAUGGCUACUGAGCGCCAGAUAUACGAACGUCUGGGGCCACAUGAAGGAAUUAUCCCCUACUUAGGACCUUUGGAUGACUCUGGGGCCAUCAAGCUGGCAUAUGCAAAGCAGGGGGAUCUCGAAGCCUACAUCUCAGCACAAGAUACGCCGUCUAUCGCAGUACGCAUUGCUUGGAUCCAGUCACUAAUGGUUGCCUUCUACCACAUUUAUUCCAACAGAGUGCUUCACCAAGAUGUCAAGCUAGAUAACGUUCUUGUCGACGACAACUCCCUUAAAAUCGCGGACUUUGCCAAUGGUGCAAUAUUCCCCCUUGAUGCGGACAUGGAAAAAAUCUACGCGGAAGAUCCAUUAUCAAAAGCUGAUCUACUGGGAAUUGGAUAUGAAGUGCCGAAGACAGAGGGUCUGAUAUAUCAGGAGCUGAUCGAUAGGUGCUGGAAGAACGAAUAUCACUCCAUUAAACCGCUUUACGAGGAUUUCCAGCGACUCGAGAGAGAGAAAACUACCCCGAAGGAGAACGAUGAGAAGCCCCGUGUGGAUUUCAUGUUAUGGUUCUGUCUUGUCCCCUCCCUCUUGUUCAUCUCAGGCCAUUAUCUUUCUGCGAGCUUUCAUUAA
This is a messenger RNA of Arthroderma uncinatum, 765 nucleotides long. RefSeq lists its product as uncharacterized. Gene Ontology annotation, molecular function: ATP binding; protein kinase activity. Lineage: Eukaryota; Fungi; Ascomycota; Eurotiomycetes; Onygenales; Arthrodermataceae. Gene Ontology annotation, biological process: protein phosphorylation. The record is from RefSeq and is a predicted model, not a curated record. The coding region runs from base 1 to 765 and encodes 254 amino acids. The transcript is spliced from 2 exons.